Molecule: messenger RNA, 2571 nt
Organism: Marasmius oreades (fairy-ring Marasmius)
Lineage: Eukaryota; Fungi; Basidiomycota; Agaricomycetes; Agaricales; Marasmiaceae
Exons: 8
Coding region: 1-2571 (856 amino acids)
Biological process (GO): regulation of transcription by RNA polymerase II
Molecular function (GO): RNA polymerase II cis-regulatory region sequence-specific DNA binding; DNA-binding transcription factor activity, RNA polymerase II-specific
Source: RefSeq, a predicted model, not a curated record
AUGGCUGCAGUCAACAUGCAGAUCAUGUCCGCCUCAAUCCCCCUCGAUUUUCUUCCAGCUCACUCCCAUUCUCGUUCCAACUCGGUCUCUUCAUCUUCCAGCUCAAGGCCUCAGUCUUCUCAUGGCCUCGCCAGGAUGCAAGCAGGGAUGCCUUCUCCAGAAGAGGUCUAUCGUGCGACCUAUCAUUUGAAUCAGCACAAUCCAGUCCUGCACGGUGAUCCUUCUCCGCCAAACCACAACGUGAACAACCCUGCUUUGAAAAAUCACCUUCGUCCAUCUCACAUCAGAGCGAGAGCUGCUGCUUCGCCUUAUCCAAGAGAUACCGACAGCGUACAUUCUUCUUCGAGCGAGACGGACGAUAUUUCCAUGUACUUGGGCCCAUCUCCCCCUGACUAUCAUAACAUGUACGGUGGCGGCCCUCCAUUGCACACCAUAGCUCCAAGUCAAGAUACUUUACAUGCAGCUGGAGCAUUUGGGAGGAUGACUCUGAAUAACGACCAAGCCCUGGAAAAGUUGGCCGCUAACGUUAACGCAGCUACUACCACCAGCGCUUCUGACAGGGCGAAACAGAUUUUUGUGCAGGCCUGGUUGACUGCCAAUUAUGCUCCAUAUCCUGAUGGAAACGUUCCUAGGCAAGGCCUUUAUUUCUCUUACCGCCGAGUCUGCGAACAGUAUAAUAUUCCCUCCAUUAACACUGCGACGUUGGGCAAGGCUAUUCGACUAUGCUUUCCCACUAUCAAAACAAGACGACUCGGUGUCAGAGGGAAUAGCAAAUAUCAUUAUUGUGGUAUACGGCCUGCAACGUCAGCGGAAGCAGAGUUCCUUCAAAAUUAUAUUCACAAAUCCAACAACCACGCGGGUCAAUCUUCUGUGAAUGCAGCUGCACGAAUGGCUCAGGAGCAGUCCUCCGAGUCAUCCCAAAGGAGGAGUGAAGAGCGCUCAGACGAGGACGAUGACGAUGACUCUGAAGGCGCCAGCUCUUCCAAGAGGAACUCUCUCACACUAGGAGCCCCUGAUGCCAAAUCCAACGCUUUUCCCGACUUGAGUGACAAAACACCAACUGCCCAAACGCUAUUGUCUCAGGUCCAAUCGCACCUCCGGCCCACGAAUAGCACAUUCCCUCCUCAGGCCUCCAUCAGGCGUCAUCCUCAGGUCGAAUCAUCGCUUCCCGCUCAGCCUAGUGGGGCUUCCUCCACUAAUCCUACCCAGUACCUAAGCAGCCAACAGGCUGUUUCCGUCCGGCAAUUUCCUCAUUUCCCCUCGAUUGAGGAGGCUGUGGGUGCAAGCUCCACUUCUCCGCAUGGUAUAGCGGCUCGAGAGGUCUGGGGCUGGUUUCAAGAUCACCUUGAUCUUUUGUUAGAGAAUGUGAGGACAUUCCGUUUUGAUCAAUUUGAGAUCAAUUUGCGAACGUUCUGGUCGAGUUUGGGGGGAAAUCAUAGAGAAGUCGUACAUGCUCCCGCAAUUGCCGGUCUAAUGGCGAAAGCUGAUGCCAUUGUUUAUGAUGAAAUAUUGGAGUUCCUGCGGUCACAAAUGCUCUCGCCGAUACCCACCACUUCCUUAACAAACCUUCGUCAAUUCGCGCACAAGAUGGAAAAGAUUUUGUUGGUUGCUUUGAAUGAUUAUGGGAAUACCUUUGUGGAACCUAAAGUGGAAUUAGGCGCUCGAUUCGGACAUCUUGUUCUACGAUUUUUAGACAUUUAUCAAGUCACUCAAGCCCUCAACACUGUUCUGACGAACCAGAAGCAGCUGGCCGAAAUGCGUAGGUCCUGGCAAAAAGUCGACUUUGAGUCCGUCCGAAAUCAAUCUGCCUUGGUCUGCAAUUGCCGCCAUGAAGAUUUAGUACAGCUUCUGGAGAUGGAGUUUGUCGCGAUGAUGGAUAGUCUUUCCAAGACGUCUGAACCAGUCAGAGAGGUGAUGAGUUGGGCAGACAAGUGCUGCGACCGAUUGAUGGGAAGUGUUAGAGGAAAUCAUGGUGGGGAAGAUAGGAGUACAAUGAGCUCGCGGAGCGUUCUCAUCCGUUGGGGUUAUGUUACGAGUCAGGUAAUGAGAGAUCUGACAAUCCGGAGCGACCCUGCUUUUGGGGCUUUCCAGAUAUUGAAAUUGUUUUUAGAUGAUUGGAUUGCGGUAAAUGUUCUCAGAAGCGUGGCCCUUUCGACAAAUUCCGUGGCGGCAUCGGUUGAACCGAUGAUGCAACAACAGUUCUUCUCAUUGUCGCCGAUGGCAGGCCAGGAAAGCUUCAAUUCCAUCGACGUCCGUCCACAGCACUUAAUGGCUCAUACACCCACGACGUCGAGCAUGCUCGCUGCCCUUCAAAAUGACCCAUUCCCUGCUGGUUCCAUCGACCCAUCAGCUUCAUUCAACUCCGAUGGUUAUGCCGGGCUCUCAUAUAUGGACACGUCCCCAUCAAAUGAAACCUCACUCUCGAAUGUCCACUCGUCUGAACUUUCCAGUUUCGACUUUCCACCCUCAGGAAACUUCGAUGUUGGAUUCUCGACACAGGAAAUGAAUAUGCAACCUUCCGCAACACCGGGAAGCGAGUCGGACCACGAACCCGAAGUAAAAACGGAGUGA